This is a messenger RNA of Poecilia latipinna (sailfin molly), 4245 nucleotides long. RefSeq names its product neuroblast differentiation-associated protein AHNAK-like. Gene Ontology annotation, cellular component: nucleus; costamere; cytoplasm. NCBI's taxonomy places the organism in Eukaryota, Metazoa, Chordata, Actinopteri, Cyprinodontiformes, Poeciliidae. The record is from RefSeq and is a predicted model, not a curated record. Bases 102 to 3542 code for a protein of 1146 amino acids. The transcript has 5 exons. Gene Ontology annotation, biological process: regulation of RNA splicing.
UCCUCUCAGUGACAGCCAGGUGAGCCGACAGCACAGACGCAACUUCAACCUGGAACGGCCGGAUGGAUCCCCAGGUUUAGAUCUAAACGACCAUCAAAAAUAUGGCAACGCAUCGAAGGGGGCGGAGCCUCUCUGAGGCCUUGACCCUGGAGGAAUCGGAGAACGGGGCGCUGGUCAUUUCCAGCGCUACUGAUUCCUCCCACAACCUGAAGGAAGGGGAUGAAAUUUUGGGAGCAACGAUAGAUUUUAAUCAGCUGUCAAAACAGGAGGUGAUAAACGUGCUGAAACUGAUGGAGCCAUUUGAUGACAAGGUCAAAGUUCUUACCAGAAGCUGCCUGAGCAGGAGUGUGGACAAUUUGGACCAGUGUGCCAGAAAUCCAGAGGCAAUGCUGAUGGAUUCCUAUACUAAACUCUACAAUGCCAAAAUAAAGAGGUUUGUGAAAGAUGACUCAUCUGCUGCUGGCAAGGCCGCCUCAUCUAAGGUCAACCUAAAGCGUGACAUGGGGUUGCCUCGCCUUGGAGUUGACUUUGGACUUCUAAAAUCCACAUCGUUGAGUGCAGAUGCUGAUGCAGAUUCUAAGUUUGAGGUCAGAGAUCUGACGGAUGGCACCAAUCUAAACCUUCCACCACUUGGUGGCAGUUUGAAUGGACCUACUGCUGGUAACACCCUAGUGCCAAGACCAAGACUUGAUGGUAGAAAUCCACAGUCUCAUCUUGGAGACUACCAUCUCUCUCAGGCAUUACCAGAUGAUUUAAAUGGCAUAACUGCAGCUGGUGAUCUGAAAAUGCCAAAUCUUGAAAAAGUUCUGGAUACAGGAUUGGCCUCAAAAGGUUCAGAUGUGUUCCUUCCAGAUCAUGACAUAGAGGUUAUGGGACCAGAUGGAAUAUCAACAGUUCCUAAAGGUAAACUCAGUCUGAAGCAUGCCAAGAGACUGAAAACCCCAGAUCUAAAUUUAGAUGAUCCAUCUGGUUUCAUGGAAUCACCAAAACUUAAGCUGUCUGGGACACUACCUCAAAUGGACCUUGGAAAAGUCAAUGUGGAUACUCCAUCUGGGUCAGUCCAAUUGCCUAAUAUGGAGUGCCCUGGUGAAAGUCUGGGUGGUGAUAAAACAAUUGAUUUUAAUGUUAAAACCCGUAAGAUAAAAAGUGGCAUGUCUGCAUCUGAUGCUAAUUUAUCCAAAGUCGACUUGAAGGGAAUAAAUUUGGCCACUGAUACUCCUUCAGCUAGUGUCAAAAGUCCGACUGGAAAGUACAAGGCUCCUAAAUUUACGAUGCCCAAAUUUGAUUUGCCACAUAUUCAAGUCCCAGACUUAGAUGUGGAUAUUUCAGGUCCAUCUGGGAAAUUUAAAAAGCCCAACGUAAACAUGCCUGACUUGAGCCUUUCAGGUACAUUACCAAAAGGUCCAAAUUUAGACUUAAAUGCAGAUCUCAAGUCACCAGAUUGGAGUCUCAAAACACCAAAGAUCAAAGGUGGGAUAAAUGCUCCUGAUCUGGUUUUGCCAGACAUGGACCUUAAAGCUCCCAAGUUAGAUAUCAAUACACCAGAUGUCAACAUUGAAUCACCCAAAGGAAAGUUUAAAAUGCCUAAAAUAAAAAUGCCCAAAUUUAACUUCCCAGGCUUCAAAGGACCUGAACUUGACGGCAACCUAAAUGGUCCAGAUAUAGAUGUAAAUGCACCUGAUCUAAAUCUUAAAGCACCUAAAGCUGAUCUAGAUUUGAACAUGCCUGACCUGUCUGGGAAAUUCAAAAAGCCCAACCUGACGAUGCCUGAUUUGGGUCUUUCAGGUCCAAAGAUAGAUGGGCCCAACUUGGAUUUGGGAUCCCCUGAUCUUGACGUCUCCGGACCUAAUCUCAGAGGUGGAAUAAAUGUGCCCGACAUCAAUAUGCCUAAGGCUAACUUUAAAACCCCCAAGCUAGAUCUCAGUGGUCCAAAGGCAAACUUAGACAUGCCCUCAGGAAAGCUAAAUGUGCCUAAAAUUGAAGGUCCUGACUGGGAUGCUAAGGGUCCUUCAGGAAAACUCAAGAUGCCAAAAAUGAACCUUUCAGGUUCAGGUCCAAAUUUGGACUUAAAUGCAGAUCUCAAGUCACCAGAUUUUAGUGUCAAAGCUCCGAAGGUCAAGGGUGGGAUGAAUGGCUUUGAAAUGCCUGAUGUAGGAUUUGGGAGCCCAUCAGGGAAUCAUAAAAAGUAUAAAAUGCCAAAAGUUGGAUUUUCAGGCUCAAAGUUAAGUGGCUCUGAUCUUGAUAUUCCAAAAAUAAAAGGUGGACUUGAUUCUCCCAACCCGAGUUUACCAAAUAAAGACUUCAGAACCUCCAUACCUGAUUUUGAUGUUCCAGAUGUUGAAUUUGGUACUUCACCAUUUAAACUGAAAAACAUGAAAAUUCCUGAUGUGGGAUUUUCUAGUCCAAAGCUAGAGGACCCUAAACUUGAUUUCCCAUCACCAGAUUUUAAUGCUAAAUUACCAAAAGGACAAAAUGUGAAAUUAAAUCCAGACCUCAAUUCUCCAGAACUGAAUCUCAGAGCGCCAAACAUGAAAGGUGGAGUCAACUCCUCUAAGCUUGGUGCACCAAACGUCAACCUUCAGGCUCCCAAGUUGGAUAUUAACACUCCAGAUGGCAAUAUUGGUUUACCUGGUGCAAAUAUAAAAAAGUCCCAAAUGAAGAUGCCAAAAGGCCUCAAUGCUAACCUAACAAGUGACCUUAACAUGCCCAAUAUAUCUGGUGAUAGUCCAAAAAUAUCAGGACCAAAGCUGAGAGAUUCUGAUUUUAGUUUGCCAGCUUUAGAUCUAGCUGAAUAUGGAAUAAAUGGUCCAAAGCUGAGUGCAAAACAACGUAAUACGAGAGUAAAUGGCAACAUUGGACACCCAGACAUGAACUUCUCUGACCCAAGAAUGAAAGGAGAUUUAAUUGGUGCACGCAUGGGUAUGAAUUCUUCUUUGAUAGACAUACGUAGUCCUCAUCUAAGAUCUCCAGAUCUUAACAUUGACAAUGCUUCCAUAAAUUUCAAGGGAGUCUCGUAUAAGAAUCGCAGAUCAGAUAUGGCAGGUAUGAGUUUGAAAAGACCGGAUUUAGACAUAGAUCAAGACAUUCGACUUAAUAAAAAAUAUACUAAAACCAAUGUGAGGUCCAGCUACCCUACAGUGGAUCAAGGUUUACACCAAUACAUUGAUUUUAACCGUUCAGAUCUCAACAUUGAUGAUUUCACAGGGAGAGACCACGUGCUUAGAGCUAGGGGUUCACAACCAGACCUCCGUGCACAAUCUAACCAUCCACAAUGGAUCCCAUCUUCUGGGGUUUAUGUUGACCCCAGAAACAGCAGAAGAUUGCCAGAUGGUAGCAGAGAUCACAGUAUGCAUGGUUUACCUCAAAAUAACCUUGAUGGUUCAGGAGGAUACUUUGUCUCUGUUUUCCCCAAAAAAGCUCUUCUGAAGAGUAAAUACAACACAACCAGUGGGCUUGGGUUCCCAACAGCAAAAAUGGACCUUGAUGUUCCAGAUGAAAACUACCUAAAGGGCUCAACGUACUUUUUCUCCAACAUUGUAUAGUCACAGGAGCACUUGCAUGUCUCUAAUUUUGUAUAUUUAAUAUUUUGCUUUAUUUCUUUAUUUAUUGUGACCAUUGUUGCUGUGUGUGUUCUGUAUAUUUUUGUACAUAAAACCAUUUGCAGCUUGGCCGAAGUGCAUUGUAACGGAUAUUUUUUUCAGUUGUUUUAUAAUAUGCUAAAACUUUUUUUUCCUUUUUUUUUUACAUUUUAUUUUACACAAUACUUGCUCAAAAUAUUUUACAGCAUUUAAUUUUUUUAAUACUAUUCUAUUUGUUAUUUAGUUGUUUUGAUGUUGAAACUAUUGGAUGACAUUGUGCAAUAAAUUGUUUUUAUUCUAUUUAAAAAGAAUCAUCUAUAAGUUUUAAAUAGUUUGUUGCCUGUUCUCUGUAAUCGAAGGAUCAUUGGAUGAAAUAGUUAAACAUACAUAUUUUCUGAUUUUAGCUUAAACUGACUUGUAAUUUCUAACAUUAAAAUGCAUAAAUGAUGAUGUUAUUGAAUUGCUUGUUUUUCCCCCUUAAUAACAGAAAAGUAGUUUCUUUAUUAGUAUGGCAUGCAGUUCUGUCCAAAAGUGUUGGCAGUGAUAUAAAUGUAUUAUGAAGCUUCUGUACCAUCUUCACAUCUCUGGUUUAUUUUAUAUGUGUUCACAUAUACUACAGUAUUCAGAAUAAUUAAAAAUCAUAAAUAAAAUUCCUUCAUUUUCAUGA